Messenger RNA from Nerophis lumbriciformis (worm pipefish), 1486 nucleotides. Lineage: Eukaryota; Metazoa; Chordata; Actinopteri; Syngnathiformes; Syngnathidae. The record is from RefSeq and is a predicted model, not a curated record.
UUCCUUGUUGGUGUUUCCUGGUUGUUAGUCAGGUUUGUCUUUCUCUGCGGGAUUAAAAGUGGAAAACAUCUUUUUUAUUUUCUGCUGACAUCAUGAACUUGUUUUUAUUCUGUCUUCUGGUCGUGCAAAUGCACAGCGGGGCGCCUGUGAUUCACACGCUGAAGUAUUUCUACACUGCGUCCUCUCAAGUUCCAAACUUCCCAGAGUUUGUGAUGGUUGGUUAUGUUGAUGAAGUCCAGGUGUUUCACUAUGACAGCGAGAGCAGGAAAGCAGAAGCCAAACAGGACUGGAUGAACCAAAUCACAGAAGAGGAUCCAAACUACUGGCAGAGAGAAACAGAGAUCGGUGUUGUUCAGGAGCAAGUCAACAAAGUCAACAUUGAAAUUCUUAAGAAGCGUUUCAACCAAACUGGAGGUGUUCACAUUGUCCAGUGGAUGUCAGGAUGUGAAUGGAAUGAUGAGACUGAUGAAGUUAAAGGUUGGCGUCAGGAAGGUUAUGAUGGAGAAGAUUUCAUAUCGUUGGACAUGAAGACAUGGACAUAUACUGCAGCAAAACAACAAGCUUUCCCCACCAAACUCAAGUGGGACCAGGACAUACACCUAAUAGACAACUAUAAGUAUUACUACACUGAGCUAUGUCCUUCUUACUUGAAGAAGUAUGUGAAGUAUGGGAAGGAGGUCCUAAUGAGAACAGAGCUUCCAGAGGUGUUCCUCCUCCAGAAGACGCCGUCCUCUCCGGUCAGCUGCAUGGCGACAGGUUUCUACCCCGACCUUGCCGACCUGUUUUGGAGGAAAGACGGCGAGCAGAUCUUCGAGGACGUGGAGCACGGAGAGCUGCUCCCCAACCACGACGGAACCUUCCAGAUGUCGGUGGAGCUGAAAGUGGAGGUGACGGCCGACGUGGAGGGCAAGUACGAAUGUGUGUUCCAGCUGUCUGGCGUCAAGGAGGACUUGGUCACCAAGCUGGAGAGAAGAAGCAUCCUGAGCAACGCAAGCCAUGAAGACCACUGGAGCGUCGCCCUCGGCACCACGGCGGCGGUCGUGGCUGUGGCGGCCCUCCUGGCGGCCAUCAUCCUCGUCAGGCGACACAGACAAGCCCAAUACGAUCCAGCUCCUCGCCACGGCGGGGCCGAGCCCCCCGAGAACAUGCCGGCUGAAGGCUGAGUGGGACGCGGAUGCUUUGUGCACAGAGAGAUGUCUCCAUGGCUGAGGCACGUCAUCACACUUGGAGAUGUGAUGGAGAUGUGCUUUCUUCUUCAUCCGACUGCUUCUCUUGUUAUACCAUCGAUUCUUAUUUGGCUGUUGGUGGCUUGAUUAGAAAAAUAAGUUGGUUGCUAUGAAAUCAUUCGGGGCUCACGUUUCAUCACCUUGACAUCAUGACGAGGAUUUCCUCUUUCUUUGAAUCACCGCUGCUUGUAAUCAACAUCACAUUGUGUCACAUCUCUGUCAAUAAAUUCCGUUUGUUGUCCGCCACGGGCAAGACCAAA